AUGGAUUUAGAUUCGGAUGCAAGUAUGGUUACAAGAAAACCGAAACACAGACGAUCAUACAGUGUUGGUUGUCCAGUGAAAAUUGAUCAGAUAUUUUGGCAACAAGAAUAUUCAAAAGCCGGUUUGGAAAAUAUCUCGUCAAGUAUCGUACAAGCAACUAAUUCGUCGCCAUUUAAAUCAUCUCGCCCUAACACUUCUGGAAAAUCGCAUUGCGCACGAAGGAAAUCGAUGAACGCCGAAGAACGUGAUCAAAAUCUAAUGCGCCCGUUAAUGCAGACUUUCCAACAAUGUUGUAAUCAGGACGAAGAGAAAAAUCUUAAACUAAAGUUGAACGCAUUGAAAGUUUUAAGAGAAAACGACGAACAACGUUUGAACGCAUUAGUCUUAGAAAAUAAAAAUCUACAAAAUACAUUCGAGACAGUCUGCAGCGAUUUGAGAAAUGUAAAAAAGGAGUUAGACGAGUUAUGCACAUCAAACAAGCAUUUAGAAUAUCGCAUUCAAUUUGUUACCAAUGAAACAUCAGCUGUUCAAGACCUUGACACACAGAACACGAUAAAAAUACUAAGAGUUGACGCCAUUAACGAACUUAAUAAAAAAAUUGACUUUUUCGAGAAAUAUAAUUCAAGUUUACGUGAAAAUAUAUCAACACAUCAGUAUAAAUUUACUAUGGGCCAAAAACAAUAUGAAAAGUUUAAAUGUAAAAUGCAAGAAGAAAAAAUAACAAUAGACACACUUUCAAUGUGCAUGAGAACUCGCGAUUCCACUGGUAAAAUGUAUAAGGAUUACCUAUUGAACGAGCAGAGCAUUGUUAAAAUAGAUAUCCAAGAUGAAUUUAAUAAACAUUAUCAACUAAAAUCAAAACUUACGACAGCUUUAGCCCGAACGGGACUUAUGCUUACGAUCACAAAAUGUAUUGAUAAAAGAUCAAAAUGUGUGUUACCAAAUUUCUUUUUGUAUUUAUUUUUUAAUUGCGCCCGUGUUAUUGUUUUGUGAAAAUUCCAACCGUUGUUGUA
Molecule: messenger RNA, 1013 nt
Organism: Adelges cooleyi (spruce gall adelgid)
Lineage: Eukaryota; Metazoa; Arthropoda; Insecta; Hemiptera; Adelgidae
Exons: 7
Coding region: 1-993 (330 amino acids)
Source: RefSeq, a predicted model, not a curated record